Molecule: messenger RNA, 2361 nt
Organism: Mercenaria mercenaria
Lineage: Eukaryota; Metazoa; Mollusca; Bivalvia; Venerida; Veneridae
Product: kyphoscoliosis peptidase-like
Exons: 6
Coding region: 112-1740 (542 amino acids)
Source: RefSeq, a predicted model, not a curated record
GACGCGAACUAAACUGAUAUUUGUUGGAUAAAAUUACCAGUUCCGUUACAUUGAUAUUGCGAUAAGUAAGGUGCAGAGCAACUGUUGUCGUUUAGUCAUCGUGGUAAAAGGAUGGAAAAAAUACAUACUUUUGAUGAAACUGAUAUCACCUUUCACAACUUCGAUGUACAUGUUUCAAAGGUCAAAGCUGGACAUAUGUCAUCUAUUGCAACACUUAUUGAAUACUUCAAAGAACCGAUUAGUGAAGACAAAUAUAAAGAGAUUUACAUUGCACGUGAGUUUCUCGUCUGGAUGACCCAAAUGACGGCUGAAGAAAUGAAAGACCUUCCGGAUGAAAUAGAUAUUCUUCUUAAAGAACAUCCAGCGACUGCAUUUGCCACACUAUGCAACUCAGCAAAUAUUCAACACCAGAUCAUAUACGGUAUUGGAAAGAAUAUUGGCUAUAUUCCUGGCCAUACAGAAGACGACGACAGUUUAGUAGAAACAGCCUGGGUAGCAUUCAAAUCACAAGACCGUUGGCACCUUGUUGAUCCACAAAACUUUCUUGGUGGCAUAAAAGGAUUCAGACGCGGGGAUGAAAUACUUCUGGAAAGUGAAGGCAAAACGGUUCUGGAGGAGCAAGUGGCAACAUCGGGAACACGAGUUACAUAUGUCAACGACUUUUGGUUUUGUCUGCAUCCCAGCAUAUUCAUAAUCACCUUCUUCCCAGAUGACCCAGAAUGGCAACUACUUCCACCUAGAAAACGUUUAACCAAAUCGGAUUUCAUUUCUCUACCUUUUCUUAUGCCACAAUUCUUCAUUGCAAAACUUCAGCUAUUGAGUGAGCAGGCAUGCAUCCUGCAUACCAAAAAUGGCAGAUGUACAGUUACAUUUGGUGCAGACAAACACGAUGCCAGAUUUAUAUCAAUGGUUUACGAGCUUUCUCUAAGAAAAGGUACAGGAAAUUUGACAGGGGUCGAUGUGCAGGAUUUACCUCUCUUGGUCAUGUAUGUACCGAGCAUUGACACGUUCUCUUUUAAUAUUCGAUUUCCAGUUGCGGCAGAAUAUAUUUUUAGAACGUAUGUCUCCGCUCCGAAUAUAGACGGUGAUGGAUAUCAGAACUGUUCGGAAUUCAGGAUAAUUUGCUCAGAACCUUACCCACAUUGCAAAAAGCUGCCAUUGGACGUCGGAAGUAUUGGAUACGGAUUUGGAUAUACAGCUGUUGACUUUGGCCUCAAAAGUCCAUCAACAACCCAACCGAACGUCGUUGUUAAAUGCAGUGAAAAUGAGGACGUAGAGAUGAAAGAACUUACCUUUCAAAUAGAAGAUGAUAAGAUAGUCGAAAUUGAAUUUUCCUCUGACAUUGUCGGAGAAGAAAACAAAGAAAAUGUUGUCACGGAGACUCACGUUGACGAGGUUUCCGGUAAGUUACACGUGAAGGCUGGAAUAAAGAAGGAAGGGGAAUAUGCACUGUCAAUAAUUGCAAGAGAUAAGCAAAAUGAUCAGUAUUAUAGAAGAAUUAUAAACUAUCUGCUCACAACGAAAUCUUCUGAGGACAACGACCUUCAACUGCGAUUGAAGAAAAGAAAGAGAGAUUUGACCCUUGAAUUUCGAAGGCAAGAAUUACUUGACAAGAAAAAUGCACUUUCUGAAAGAAUCAAGGCAAUAGAAAGUGAAAUAGAUAACCUGAAAAAGAUGUGUGACCUAAAAUAUGAACCAACCCCAGCCGUUCAGAAGUCAAGAGCCUGCGCAGUUAUGUGAAUAAGUGAUAUAAUAAACUAUCUGCUAAUCAUGUGAAAACAGUCGCUUUAUGACAAGUGUGUAGUUACGAUUGUGGAUGUUUGUUUUAUUUGGCUUUUUAAUUUCAUUGAACUCUACUUUUAAUUAUAAGGAAUUAUAUUAUCAACUACAAAAAAAACUAUUCAUUUUCAGUAACGUAUUAUUGCAAGAAUCGAAAUCUUUGAUUCAUUGAAUGUCUCGCUACGGAAAUGUCAAAACCAUUUGCCGGGAUCACGGAAGAUACACACGAUGCGGAAGCAGAGAGCGAAACUUCAAUGGAUGCUUAUCUACAAUAUCCAAAAGAAAACACAACGAACGAGAUAUUUUGAAGAACACUAAAGCACGUUCAAAUAUUUUUAUAGAUACGUUAGUAUCUUUGAAAGUUCGAACCGUCGUGAUGGGUGUUAUAUCUUUCAUUACCUCUCAUGAAUAUGUCAAUCGUACAAGGUCUAGCUAUUUUAUUGCUUAUUUGUGUUAUAAUCUUCUAAUAAGGAUUUUAUGUAAUACAUUAGGAGUAUUUAAUAUCUAUACAUCAUACGUAAGUAUCUGCUGAACAUUCAACGACUGAUAUUAAAUGAAUCCAGAGCUCCGAAAAGAGGGGCU